UUUCAUCUAUCUGAUUGACCCAUCGACCAAUCAACCGCUUACUGUGUAGUGAACUGGAGUUCGUCUGCAUUCCAUGAACGACCAGUUAAGUACUAUCGUUCUACACAUCCUAUCCAAUCCAUUAUUCAGUCUCAGCUCAGCGCUCACUUGCAACACUCCUUUCAAGCCCCCUCCACAAGAGCUUAUAUCACGUCGUAACAAUGUCGUUCACCGAUUUAUGGAUCUAGUUAUCGGAAACAAAUUCGGAAGUCAAGCAAACAGGAUCUUCCCUUUCAACUGUGCAACCGCUUCAUAACAAAAAACAGUCAACUCUAUACCAUGUCAUCCUAUCUGCUUGUCACGACAUGUUGUCUGUUUGCAACCCUAGGGUCCUUUUUAUUUGGCUAUGAUUCUGGGGUCAUCUCCACUGUUAUUGACCAGGAGGUGUUCAAAGACCGAUUCCACCGUCCCUCCGAUGCGGCCACGGGCGGGAUCGUCGCCUCGUAUAAUGGCGGCGCUAUCAUAGGCUCUUUGCUUGUCUCAUACCUCUCCGACCCGUGGGGAAGAAAACCCGUGCUGUUUGUCGGCGGUCUUCUUGCGACUCUUGGGACCGCCUUGCAGGCUGGUGCGGUCAGUGUGGCCAUGCUCAUCGCUGGCCGCUUAACUGCCGGCCUGUCAGUGGGACUGAUGUCAUCCAUCAUCCCCGUAUACUGUAGCGAACUGUCACCUCCACGGAUCCGAAGCUUCCUAGGAUCCCUCCAGCAAUGGAUGAUAGGAUUGGGGGCAGUGGUUGCACAAUGGGUAGGAUACGGCUGCUCCCUCCGCACGGGGAACUUCGCCUGGAGUUUCCCUCUCGCCUUCCAAGCUCUACCCGCGAUAGUUCUUAGCUGCGGAAUUUGGUUCCUCCCCGAAUCCCCUCGCUGGCUCAUCGAACAGGGCCGCACCGACGAAGGCCGCGCCACGCUCACCCGCCUUCACACGGCCAACACCGCCCUCAUCGACAGCGAAUACAUCCAGAUCCUCGCCAGCAUCGCCGAAGAGCGACGCGCCGCCCCGCGCACCUGGCGCGCCCUCCUCUUCACCUCAGCGACCUGGCGCCGUCGCAUCCUCCUCGCCUGUGGCAUGCAGGCAUUUACGCAAUGCUCCGGCACCAACAUAAUCUCCACCUACAACCCGAGCCUCUACCGCUCCCUGGGCCUGUCGGAGAGUACCUCCCUGAUGAUCCAGGGUAUCUGGGGCGCGCUGGCCCAGUUCUGGAACACCGUUUUCAUCAUCCUCUUCAUCGACCGCGUGCCGCGCCGCACCCUCCUCCUCCCCUCCCUCGUGGGAAUGGGCGCCACCAUGUGCAUCGAAGCCGCCUUGGGCCAAGCUUACCACAAUUUCUCCUCCGCCGGCCAGUCGCCGGCGACCGCGGUGCGCGCCGCCAUCGCCCUGUUCUUCGUCUUCUCCAUCUUCUUCACCAGCCUCGGCCUCAUCUCCUGGCUCUACCAGUCGGAGAUCUUUCCCACCGCCAUCCGCGCCCGCGGCGCCUCCAUCGCCACCGCCACCAACUGGAGCUUGAACCUCAUCUUCGCCCAGUGCACCCCCAUCGCGCGCUCGCGCAUGGGCUUCAACUACUUCUACUGCUUCGCCGCGUUCAACUGGGCUGCCGCCGUGCUGGUCUGGUUCGCCUACCCGGAGACUGCGGGCCGGUCGCUCGAGGAGGCGGAGCAUGUGUUCGAUGGUCACGGAGACGGACACUCGGAAGAUGAACGGGAACAGCAGGGGGUGGAGCUCCAGGAUCUGAGUAAAGGGGGAGUGGCUGUGAUCGCCACCGCCGCGAGUGCGGAGCCGUCCCUUCGCAGGCGAUCUCAGGUUAUGCUUUGA
Messenger RNA from Aspergillus saccharolyticus JOP 1030-1, 1845 nucleotides. Its product is annotated as sugar porter family MFS transporter. Lineage: Eukaryota; Fungi; Ascomycota; Eurotiomycetes; Eurotiales; Aspergillaceae. Gene Ontology annotation, biological process: carbohydrate transport; transmembrane transport. The transcript is spliced from 4 exons. Gene Ontology annotation, molecular function: carbohydrate:proton symporter activity. Bases 319 to 1845 code for a protein of 508 amino acids. The record is from RefSeq and is a predicted model, not a curated record. Gene Ontology annotation, cellular component: membrane.